AUGCAUGAUGGAGUUGCUUUGUGUCCUUUUUCUAUGGGGUGAAAAUAACAAACAUGUCCAGUAAUAAGAGAAUAGCACUCAUUUUUGGAGGCUUCGUUACAGCCGUCGCAAUGGCGUUUUAUCCUAUAUUUUUCCAUCCUCUCUCUCACGCAGAAGACUACAAGCAGGUCCAGAAGAUGAAUCGAACAGGAAUCAAUCAAGCAGAUAUGCAGCCUGUUGGUGUGAAGAUCUGGUCUGAUCCCUUCAAGCCAAAAUCAUGAUACCAGUAAUACAUGUAUAGAUGGAAACUGGAUCAAUGAAAAUUUGGACGAGGCCUUUGGCCCUCAAAAGUUGCUAAACGAAAUCUGUAACCUGAGAGCAGCACACCUCAACCAGAAUGCUGUGCCAACUAACCAGUCUGGUUGUCAUGGCAACAGGACUGGGCCAGCACCUGUGCAUCGAAGCCCAAACCCUGCCCCUUUUUUUACUGAAGUGCUUUGUGUGCGAGGGUCCAGUGAAUAAGGUCAACACAGACUAAACCUGAAGUUAAGGAUGUGGUCUUUAUUAAAAAAUAUUAUGCAAAAGCUCAAACACUAAAACAGUUUUCAGUGCAUAAUUUUCCCCAUACGAUUUUUGGA
Messenger RNA from Triplophysa rosa, 617 nucleotides. RefSeq names its product small integral membrane protein 20 (gene smim20). Bases 54 to 260 code for a protein of 68 amino acids. The transcript has 4 exons. NCBI's taxonomy places the organism in Eukaryota, Metazoa, Chordata, Actinopteri, Cypriniformes, Nemacheilidae. Gene Ontology annotation, cellular component: mitochondrial inner membrane. Gene Ontology annotation, biological process: mitochondrial respiratory chain complex IV assembly. The record is from RefSeq and is a predicted model, not a curated record.